ACUUCUGAAAGAUGGCGGGCCCAACAUCGAAUACGAUUUUCCAAGUACCGUUUGUUUAUGUAGCUAAAACUGCCGUGCUUUUACCAUUGUUUGGAUUUCUUUUUUGUGUAUCAUGGUCUAUUCUGUAUGAUUUCAAGUCUUCAACUGCCACCCACUGCAAGGUAGCUAAUUACCUGCCCUCCAUCUCGUCAGCUAUAGGAGGGUACACACCCCAGAGGUAUGUUUGGAGGAUAUGUGUGGCUCUCCAUUGUUCACCUCGCCUGAUGUUUGCAAUAUCCUACUACAAUUUCCAUACACAAGUCCAUGUCGGAACAAAGCACAGAAUCUACAAAAAUCUUGCAGCUUUUGCCAGUUUCCUUCAUGUAUCAGAAAUAUUAGCUCUAGUUGGGUUAACUUAUAUAUCUUCUACAGAAAAUCCAGAUAUGCACGAAUACCUAUUUAUAGCUUUUAUGGUGUGUUCCCUGUUUCACAUGCUGUUGACGUGUGUACUGUUCCACUGGGGCCGCACAGCUAAUAACAAGGAGAUGACUAACUCGGAGAGGCAGUCAUUCCACUAUAAGGUUGGACUUUUCCUCUUCAAUCUGAUGUCCUUCCUGGUAGCUGUGUAUCUAUACUUCAGACAUCAAGCCUACUGUGAACCAGGCAUGUACACUUGGUUUGCUCUAGGGGAGUAUCUGACAGUCAUUUCCAACAUUGCAUACAACGGAACUGUUGCUUGGGAUUUUAGCCGGCUUGAUGUUUCUGUAAGCAGCAGUAAUGGGACCUCAUAUAUACGUAAAUCUACAUAGUUGUUUGAUACUGUGGCCUCCAGAUGAAAUUGCCAACUUGAAGUUUGAGCCACCAGCAUAGUUCUGUUGUCUAUGUAACUACAUCCUGGAUAGAUGUCCACCUCAUGUCCUCUCAUGGUCCCUUUUUAUGAUGCCUUCUGCUUAAACCUUACAUUUUUUCAUAUGGUCCCUUUACCAUACAUUAUGAACAAAUUUUGUGUUUUUUAUUUUUGCUUUUUUGUUUUAAUACCUAGUGUUUUUUUCAUAUGGUCCCUUUGCCGGACAUCAUGAACAAUUGUUUUCUUUACAUUUUUAUUUGCUUUCUCAUUGUCAUGCCUGGAGGUUUUUUGUUAUGGUCACUUUUUGCCAAACAUUAAACUUUGUGUUCUGUAUUUAUAUGAUGUCUGUCUGCUGUCCCUUGGUUUUUCCUGUCUUGUGUUUUCCAAUCUGGUGCAUUUUUUUGUCAAGCAUUAUUUUGCAAAAUUUGCGUUAUUUUAAUGUUAUACCUUUUUGUCAUGCCUUGUGUUUUUUCAUAAGGUCCUUUUUUUUCAAAGCAUUAUGUAAAAAAUGUUGUGUUAUAUUUUCCAGGCUAAGCAUUUCCAAUCAUUAAUGAACCACCUGCCAAUAUAUGACAAACAAGAAACCGCCAAUGGGGAUAUGGCCAGAUUGCUACAGUACAUUUUCAUGUAAUGCAUCACAUGUGAUAAGCAUCCUUUAAAGUACACAAGCCAUGCAAGUUUAGUUGUUGUACAACAUGACAAGUAUACGUAGUGGCUUAGUAAGUGACCUUAACCAAUCUUUUAAGCCUAGUAACUGAAGCAGGAAAUGUAGGUCAGAACUAGCAUCCAAAGCAUCACAUGUGAUAAGCAUCCUUAGAUACAUAAGCUAUGCAAGUUAAGUUGAUGUAAGACAAGUAUUUACUUGUUUAGUGAUCUAAACCAAUCGUCUUAACCAUAUUUGCAUGAUGGGGCCUGACCUUAACCAAUCUUCUUAACCUGGUCGGUCAAGCGGUAAAUGUAGAUCAGAAGCAGCAUCCGAAGCAUUGCAUGUCAUUAGCAUCCUUAGAUACAUGAGUCAUGUAAGUUUAGUUGAUGUGGGAUAACAAAUAACUUGUAAACUGAGCUUAACCAUUCUUCUUAACCCUAGGGCAGACAGACGGACGGACUGACAGACGGGAAUAGCCAAUCUAUAAGCCCUGAUUAGCCGGGAUUAAAAAAAUGUCAAAGUAAUGACAUUGAUUUGAAUGAUGAUUGAUUUGUGGUGUGUAUGAACAAAAUUUACCACAGCAUCAACACAAAAGGACAAAAUAUACCACAGCAUCAAUGAAAAAGGACAAAAUAUAC
Messenger RNA from Mizuhopecten yessoensis (Yesso scallop), 2110 nucleotides. Its product is annotated as post-GPI attachment to proteins factor 2-like. NCBI's taxonomy places the organism in Eukaryota, Metazoa, Mollusca, Bivalvia, Pectinida, Pectinidae. Gene Ontology annotation, cellular component: Golgi membrane; endoplasmic reticulum membrane. The record is from RefSeq and is a predicted model, not a curated record. Gene Ontology annotation, biological process: GPI anchor biosynthetic process. The transcript has 6 exons. The coding region runs from base 12 to 788 and encodes 258 amino acids.